GGCAGCCGGGUGAGCCAGGAGCUGCGCUACACCAAGGAGAAGCUGGGCGAGGAGUCAGUCUACACCUCCCAAAUGUUGAUCCAGACCCCGAAACGGGAUGGGGAGAACAUCCUGACUCAGGAGGCCCUGCAGCUCCACCUCGAGGCGGCCCUGGCCGCCAGCAAAGUCCAAGUCUCGCUGUACGGAAAAUCGUGGGAUUUGAAUAAGAUCUGCUACAAGUCGGGUGUCCCUAUCAUUGAGAACGGCAUGAUUGAGAGGAUGAUAGAGAAGCUGUUCCCCUGCGUGAUCCUGACGCCACUGGACUGCUUCUGGGAAGGCGCCAAGCUGCAGGGAGGCUCAGCUUACCUCCCGGGACGCCCGGACAUCCAGUGGAGCAACCUGGAUCCUCUGCAGCUGAUGGAGGAGCUGGGGCAGUUCACAUCCCUGGAAGGCUUCAAAGAGCUGCUGGAUAAGGCAGAGGUGGGGCAGGCUUACAUGGAGCGGCCCUGUCUGGACCCCCACGACCCCCAGUGCCCUCCCAGCGCUCCCAACAAGCAGAGCCAGCAGAGCCCUGACAUCCCAGCCGAGCUCUCAGGGGGCUGCCACGGCUUCUCCAGGAAGUUCAUGCGCUGGCAGGAGGAGCUGAUUUUGGGCGGCACGACCAAAGACUCCCAGGGCAAGCUGCUACGUGCUGAGGCCCUGCAGACCAUGUUCCUCCUCAUGAGCCCACGGCAGCUCUUUGAGCACUUCAAGGACGACUACGAGAUCCAUGACAUCAGCUGGAGUGAGGAGAAGGCGGGUGCCAUCCUGGAGGCGUGGCAGAGGAAAUUCGUGGAGCUGGCACAGGACUCCAUUCCACCCAACGCCACGCAGAGUGUCCAUGCUUUCUCCACCACCACGCUCAAUGACAUCAUGAAGUCUUUCUCCGACGUCAGUGCCAUCCGGGUGGCCGGGGGCUACCUCCUCAUGCUGGCCUACGCCUGUGUCACCAUGCUGCGGUGGGACUGCUCCAAGUCCCAAGGGGCCGUGGGCCUCGCUGGGGUCCUGCUUGUGGCCCUCUCUGUGGCCUCUGGUCUGGGGCUUUGUUCCCUGCUGGGCAUUUCCUUCAACGCUGCCACCACCCAGGUCCUGCCCUUUCUGGCCCUUGGCAUUGGUGUGGAUGACAUGUUCCUCUUGGCUCAUGCCUUCACUGAGACCAGCCAACACAUCCCCUUCAAGGAGCGGACAGGUGAGUGCCUGAAGCGCACAGGGACCAGCGUGGCCCUCACCUCCGUCAGCAACAUGAUUGCCUUCUUCAUGGCAGCCCUGGUGCCCAUCCCGGCCCUGCGUGCCUUCUCCCUCCAGGCUGCGGUGGUUGUGGUGUUCAACUUUGCCAUGGUGCUAUUUGUCUUCCCUGCCAUUCUGAGCCUGGACCUGCACCGCCGGGAGAAACGCCGACUUGACAUCCUCUGCUGCUUUUACAGCCCUUGCUCCUCACGGGUCAUCCAAAUCCAACCCCAGGAGCUCGCCGAUGCCAAUGACAACCAUGCCUGCCACCCCUCCCCUUACGGGCACCCUGGCGUGACCACCAGCACCCAGAUAACCACCACUGUGCAAGCUUUCACUCGGUGUGACCCCUCGGGCCACCACGUCGUCACUGUCCUGCCACCCACCUCCCAGGUGUGCACCUCACCCACGGUUCUCCUGCCCCCCACCGACCCCCUGGGCUCGCAGGUCUUCACCCCAUCCAGCUCCACCCGGGACCUGCUGGCCCAGAUGGACGAGGCCAAGGGUGGGCGGGAAUGUGUCCCCCUGCCCUUCUGCCGCUGGAGCCUUGCUGACUUCGCCCGAGAGAAGUACGCCCCGCUCCUCCUGCGAACCCGGACCAAGGCGGUGGUGGCAGUGCUGUUCCUGGCACUGCUGGGGCUGAGCCUCUAUGGCACCACCAUGGUGCACGAUGGGCUCUACCUGACAGACAUCGUGCCGCGGGACACCAAGGCGCACGCCUUCAUCUCGGCCCAGUUCAAGUACUUCUCCUUCUACAACAUGUUCAUCGUCACCAAGGGUGGCUUCCACUACCCGGGCGCCCAAGCUGCUCUGCUCAGCCUGCACCAGGCCUUCAGCACCGUCAAGUACGUGGUGCGGGAGGGCAACCAUGACCUGCCCAAGAUGUGGCUCCACUACUUCCAGGACUGGCUGCGAGGGCUCCAGGCCACCUUCGACAGGGACUGGCAGGCUGGGCGCAUCACCCAUGACAGCUACCGCAACGGCUCAGAGGACGGCGCGCUGGCCUACAAGCUCCUGAUCCAGACUGGCAACAAGAAGGAGCCCUUCAACUUCAAUCAGCUGACCACACGGCGGCUGGUGGAUGAGAAUGGCAUCAUCCCCCCUGACACCUUCUACAUCUGCCUGACGGUUUGGGCCAGCAAUGACCCCCUGGGCUUCGCCGCCUCCCAGGCCAACUUCUACCCUCCACCGCCUGAGUGGAUCCAUGACAAGUAUGACACCACGGGCGAGAACCUGCGAAUCCCAGCAGCCCAGCCGCUGGAGUUUGCCCAGUUCCCAUUCUACCUGAGCGGGCUGCGUCGCACAGCCGACUUCGUGGAGGCGAUCGAGAGCGUUCGGGCCAUCUGCCGGGAGGCUGCCCAGCGCCAUGGGGUGCUGAGCUACCCCAGCGGCUACCCCUUCCUCUUCUGGGAGCAGUACAUCGGCCUGCGCCACUGGUUCCUGCUGGCCAUCAGCAUCCUGCUGGCCUGCACCUUCCUGGUCUGUGCCCUGCUGCUGCUCAACCCCUGGACGGCCGGCAUCAUCGUCUCCAUCCUGGCCAUGAUGGCAGUGGAGCUGUUUGGCAUCAUGGGGCUGAUGGGCAUCAAGCUGAGUGCCAUCCCUGUGGUCAUCCUCAUCGCUUCAGUGGGCAUCGGCGUCGAGUUCACUGUUCACGUGGCCCUGGGCUUCCUGACGGCUGCAGGGAGCAGGAACGUGCGCUCGGCCGCCGCGCUGGAGCACACCUUCGCUCCUGUGAUGGAUGGUGCUGUUUCCACCCUCCUGGGUGUCCUCAUGUUGGCUGGCUCUGAGUUUGACUUCAUCAUGAGGUACUUUUUUGCAGUGCUCACCAUCCUGACACUGCUGGGGCUGCUCAAUGGGCUGGUGCUGCUGCCUGUCCUGCUCUCCAUCAUUGGGCCACCCCCUGAGGUAUGA
Messenger RNA from Chaetura pelagica (chimney swift), 3156 nucleotides. It is a transcript of the gene PTCH2, whose product is annotated as patched 2. The record is from RefSeq and is a predicted model, not a curated record. The transcript is spliced from 19 exons. Gene Ontology annotation, cellular component: plasma membrane. Gene Ontology annotation, biological process: smoothened signaling pathway. The coding region runs from base 73 to 3156 and encodes 1027 amino acids. NCBI's taxonomy places the organism in Eukaryota, Metazoa, Chordata, Aves, Apodiformes, Apodidae. Gene Ontology annotation, molecular function: hedgehog family protein binding; smoothened binding; hedgehog receptor activity.